Molecule: messenger RNA, 6172 nt
Organism: Chironomus riparius
Lineage: Eukaryota; Metazoa; Arthropoda; Insecta; Diptera; Chironomidae
Source: the annotation of a GenBank genome assembly
UUAGAAGAAAAAAAAAAUAAUAAAAAAUUUCACAAAAAAAGUCAAUUGUGUAAAAUACUUAGUUAAACUAUGGAUUCAGCGAUUAAAAUAGUUUGAAAACGUUAAAGAACAAUAGAAAAGUGUGUUUAAGUGUCGGGAAAGUUGAAAAGCUUAUGAAAAUAGUGUAUAUUGUGAGAAAGAAAAUAUUGAUGACCUGGAAAUAAUUGUCAAACAAGAAAGACAAGAGAAAAAACAGUUUUAAGCAAAUCUAUUGCGAAUUAGACAUAUAAAUUUAUGAUGUCAUUUGUCGGGAACGGCACAACUGGAACUGAAGCAGCUCAAAAGUUUUUAGAAUCAUUGCAGAAUGAUUUUCGGAAUUUGAGUGCUGAAACAAAGAAGAAAAAUCCCCAAAUAAAGGAGUCAUGCGAGGAAGCAAUACAGAAAUUGAAGUCUGCAGCAGCGAAUCCUCAAACACCUGUAUCCUAUGUGGUUAAUCAGAUAUUAUAUCCACUCGUACAGGGAUGCGAAUCGAAGGAUUUAAAGAUAAUAAAAUUUUGUCUUGGAAUGAUGCAGCGCUUAAUAACACAACAAGUUGUGGAUCAAAAAGGUGCUCGCUAUAUUACAGAUACAUUAUGGAUGCUCAUGGAAAAUGGAAUAGAGGAAGUGAAAGUUCUACAAAGCGUCACAUUACUAUUGACAACAAAUUCUGUUGUUCAUGGCGAGACGCUUGCCAAAACUCUUGUUUUGUGUUUUCGAUUGCAUUUCACAAAAGAUUCAACAACUAUUAAUACCGCUGGAGCUACUGUACGGCAACUUGUUUCAUUAGUUUUCGAACGUGCUUUGGUUGAACAAGAGGAAUCCAAAGAUGAAGAAGUUCGCGAGGUCAAUUUAGAGGAAUUGAAAAUGUCUCACGGAAUGGCUCCAAAAGGAUUAAAAACUUGCGCUUCAGAUGCUUUCCUCCUAUUUCAAGAUCUCGUCCAACUAGUUAAUGCUGAUCAACCUUAUUGGCUUUUAGGAAUGACUGAAAUGACAAGAACUUUUGGAUUAGAAUUACUAGAAUCCGUACUAACAAAUUUCUCGUCUGUCUUCUACAAAAAUCCAGAAUUUUCAUUUCUUUUAAAAGAGCGUGUCUGUGCAUUAGUAAUUAAGCUUUUUUCGCCAAAUAUCAAGUAUCGUAAUGUCGUUGUUCCUACUCAACCAUCAGCACCACACGACAAGCCCUAUUUUCCAAUUAGUAUGAGACUUUUACGUGUUGUAUCAAUUCUCAUUCAGAAAUAUCAUCAACUCUUAAUCACAGAAUGUGAAAUCUUUUUAUCACUUAUAGUGAAAUUUUUGGAUCCAGAUAAGCCUACAUGGCAACGUUCGCUAGCAUUAGAAGUUUUACACAAAAUGACUGUACAACCCGAGUUACUUGUCUCAUUUUGUCGUUGCUAUGACCUAAAAGAUCAUUCAACAAAAAUCUUUCAAGAUAUAAUUAAUUCAUUAGGAGCUUAUGUCCAAAGUCUUUUUGCAUCACCUCAAAUGAUGGGAGCUGGAGGAAAUCUUCAGUCAACUCCACCCGCAAUAUUGGCUGGAUUACAAGUUGGUUCCGGAAUGUCACCGCAAUCAGGAUUCUUUUUCCGAGGAGUUUGGUUGCCUUUAGUUAUGACUUUUCCAACUGGACAAUCAAAAUCGUUUUAUUUAGAGAUGCUCGAAAAAACCGAACCUCCAGUAAUCCCUGAUGGCUAUGGAAUUUCUAUAGCAUAUGCCUGUCUUCUCGACAUUGUCCGAUCUAUCUCAUUAGCAAUCAAUGGACCUUCAAUUCUUGGCGAAGAAAAGCCAGUUCCUUAUAAAUCGCGUGUAAGUGAGGAAGAUAGGAUUCUUCAUUGUCAAAUAAUAAAUUCGAGUUGGUGUGGAUUAUUAGCUGGAUUAACUCCAUUAAUUGAUGCCAGCACAGAUGAAGCGAUGGCAGAGUGUGUAUUAAAAUCUAUGCAAAAUUAUGCUGCUUUGUGUGGAAUGUUGGAUUUAAGUACGCCUCGUGACUCGUUUGUAACAGCGAUUUGUAAAGCUUCUUUACCGCCUCAUUAUGCACUGUCAGUAUUAAAUAUAGGAUACCAAGGAAUGAAUAUGAAGGGAAGUGUCAUGAGAACUGGAAGUCAGGAUAUGGGGAAUCAAUAUAUGCAUCCACAAAUGCAUGAUGAUAAUCAACAACGAUUUCCAAUUGUUGCUGUUGGAACGCCCUUACCUACAAGUUCUUUACAGCCUGGAGCACAUCAAGGUCCAGUUAUGCUGACUGCCAAAAAUCUCCAAUGUAUGCGUGCAAUAUUACAUUUAGCUCAUUGUCAUGGUGGCAUUCUAGGCUCUUCAUUUUUCAUUGUGUUGGCAACGUUACAACAUUUAGCAUGGAUUUUAGGGCUAAAACCAUCAACAGGUGGAAGUCUACAAGCCACACAAAAACCAAUGGCUGAUACAAAUUCAAUAACACAAGUUAUGGCUGACUUACCCGUAUUAUCGACAAUGUUGAGUCAGCUUUUUGAAAGCAGUCAAUAUCUUGAUGAUGUUGCUCUUCAUCAUUUAAUCGAUGCUCUUUGCAAGUUAUCACAUGAAUCAAUGGAACUCGCUUACAAUAAUCGUGAACCGUCAUUAUUUGCUGUAGCUAAAUUACUAGAAACGGGACUUGUAAAUUUAAAUCGAAUUGAGGUUUUAUGGCGUCCAUUAACAAAUCAUUUAUUGGAAAUUUGUAUUCAUCCACAUAGUUGUAUGCGAUUGUGGGGCGUUGAGGCAAUAACUUAUUUAGUAAAGGCUGCACUCCAAUAUAAAUACGAAGUUCCUUUAAAGGACAAUAUGAAACUUCAAACAUUAUUACUCGGUCCGUUGUCUGAAUUAAGUAGCAUUCCCCAUGGAGAUGUACGUCAGAGACAAUUGGAAUGCGUACUACAAGUUUUAAAUGGAACUGGAGAAAUUUUAACUUAUGGAUGGCCAUUAAUCCUUGGUAUUAUUGGAACAUUUAAUGAUCAUCAUGGAGAAGCACUUAUUCGAAUAGCAUUUCAAUGUCUUCAAUUGGUUGUGACUGACUUCUUACCCGUUAUGCCUUGGCGUUGUUUACCGCUUUGUGUCAACACAGCAGCAAAAUUCGGAAGUCAAAUGCAAGAGCUGAAUAUAUCUCUUACAGCUGUAGGAUUAAUGUGGAAUAUAUCAGACUAUUUUAAUCAAAAUCAAGAUAGAUUGAGUCAGAAUGUUGGCGAUGACAUCUCAGUUCUUCCUGAUUUUCCACACACAUUAAACAUGCCACACUUUGAUAAGCUUUGGAUGGUAUUGUAUGCUAGAUUGGGAGAUUUAUGUGUCGAUCCAAGACCUGCUGUGAGAAAAUCUGCAGGACAAACUUUGUUUUCAACAAUUACUGCUCAUGGAAAUUUACUCAAUCAUCCAACAUGGCAAGCCGUUAUGUGGCAAGUUUUAUUUCCAUUACUAGAUAAAGUUAGGACUGCAUCAAAUUCCGCAAGCAAUGAAAAAGUUGACACAAGCGGAAACAUUUUAAUUCAUCAUUCGAGAAAUACAGCACAGAAACAAUGGGCCGAGACACAAGUUUUAACAUUGUCUGGUGUAUCAAGAGUUUUUAUCACGAAAUUCAAGUUACUUCAGACGAUUGGGGAUUUCCCACGUGCAUGUUCUCUUUUGUUGGAAUUUAUUGAGUGCUCAGCACUUAGUAAAUCGAAUGAGGUCUCGUUAGCGGCACUCAAAUCUUUUCAAGAAAUUCUUUACAACAAAUCAAUUAAUUUAACAAAAACAAGUGGCGAAAAUGAUGAUUUGUGGAAUGGAGCUUGGAGAGUAUGGCUAAAUGUUGGAGUCGAAAGUACAAAAUUAUCUAUGGGUGACUCUGAAAAGUCAUCAGAUGAAAUUUACAUUCCAAGUCAAGCAUUUCUGACUGCACUCGUCCAAAUAUUUCCAGCUUUAUUCCAACAUAUCCAUAGCCAUUUCACAGAGGAGGAUCUCCGGAAGCUUUGUGAUGUUCUUAUGAAUGCUGUUAUGGUUCCUGUUCAUAGUGAUUCAAAUCAUUUAAUAAUGAGUGCCAUGUCAGAUUCAUUAUUGACUCCACUUCAUGACGGAAUUCUCGAUUGUAUGGAGCUUCUUCAAAAGGAAGCUAUAUCAGGAACAACGCCUUUGAACACUAUCACAUGUGCUGUUUUUAAGCAACUUUUAAGCUUUAGUCGUUUUGCAUGUACACCGCCAUAUUUUGAAAGCCGCAAAAGAAAUAUGCCACAAAAUACAAUGGAAUGGGUCAGUAUGAACUAUAUUCCGUUUGGAGAAAAGUCAAUGAGUGUUGCUGUAAAGUUAUAUCAACAAACAGCGAGCGAUGAACGAGUCAUUGAAGGACAAAUUUUACAUGAAAUAAUUAAAGCACUUUCGUUACCGUUAAGCUUAAAGUAUAAAUGUAUGUCGAGCAGUACAUGGAAACUGGCUGUUACAAGUUUGAUGUCUGUAUUGCACUAUGGGCUUCCCGUUGCACGUAAAAAUACAAAAGAAUUUGCAAAUAUGUGGAAUGAUUUGUCUGAUACUUUAGAUAAAUUUUUAUUCCCAAAGAGUGUCUGUCAAAUUGAAGAUAGAGGACUUGAUGAAUUAGUGCUUGAUGAGGCGAUUGAUUGUCAAAUAAUUGAACAAUUGCGUGAUGAAGUUCUUACAUAUUCUAGCGAAAUUCCUCAUCAAUUUAUUUUAAAUGUAGUCGUUUUAUUAAAUAAGGGAUCUAUUCAUUCAACAGCAACGAAUACAAAUCCAAAUCCAGGUUGUGAUGUCGAAUUAAAGUUACGUGAAGAAUUCGCAAAGACUUGCUUUGAAACAUUAUUACAAUUCUCAUUAUUGGAAGAUAAUGUAAGUAAGGAAAUGACAGGCAUUCAAUUAACAAACAGCGAAGGUGGUGUUGCCGGCCAGCUUGCAAUUACUGCUUUACUACAUCGUUUUGAGGAGGUUUUAAAAAAGUUUAAUGAUGAUGAGCGACAAAGUGGAAAAUGUCCAUUGCCAAGGUAUCGAUUAAGUGAAAUUUCAUUUGUUUUGAAAGCUGUUGCAACACUUAUAAUAUCAAUGAAGAAGGCGCCUCCAACCAAAGUCGGCAAAACAGCAUGGGAACAAUUGAUUGGACUGUAUCCAUAUUUAGUCGAUUGUACAACAACGUCAUCUCAAGAAGUAUCUCGCUCUUUAAGAGAAGCACUGCUUCAAUACUGUGAUCUAUUAAAUCCACCACCAAACUCAAUUCAACUUAAUGGAAAUUUACCUGCUAAUGGCUUAUCAUCAAGUCAUUGCUAACAGCAAAAUGUCCAUCUUACUCAUGAUUUCAAAUACUUUUAAAUGAAUCAUAAAUUCAAAAAACAUUAAAAUAGAAUAGCUUAAAAUGAAAGAUUAACUUUAGGACUUAAAAUCUUUUUCAAUUUCAUGUUUUUCCUUAAAGUUUUGCAUGCAAAGGUUUUAUAAAAUAAAUUAUAAUCGAAUGAGAGAAAGAGAGAGAGAGACACACAACAAUCAGCAGGUAUUGUUUUGCAAGAAAUUCUCUUAAAUUUAUACAAAGAAUGGAAACGAAAAAAUCAUUAAUAAUUUUUAAAGCAAUAAUCAAGAAAAAGUUUUAAAUGAAAAAAAAAAAAAUCUUUUUUGAUAGAUGAGUAGACGAUAAAUAAAUCUAGAAGCAUUAAUUCAUUUCUUUUCCUAUUGUUGAAAUAUUAAAUUAUUUUGAAAGUAUUAAUUUAUGUUAAAUAUUGUUUAUUAUUUGUGGUUUAUAUAUUUUCUAUUAAAGACAAAGUUUUUCGACUAAAUGCGAAAACAUUGAUGCCAAGAAUAAUCGGAUUUACAGAGAUCAUCAGCCUUAAAACGAGAUGUUUUAGACAAUACAAAAAUAUAUAAAAAAAAAAAAAAAAUAAACAACUUUCUAUGAAACACGGAAGUAACUUUUGUGUAAAUUACUUUAUCAAAAAAAGAACAUUUUAUAGAAUUAGACAGUAAAGAAAACUAAUUUAAAAUUGUAAAGGAAGCUCUGAUGAAAAAUGUGCAAUGUUUAUGUUUCCUCUCUUAUUUAUAAAACAUAAAAAAACUUUCACAAUAAUUGCGUGUGUAAAGAUGUGAUUUAUGUUGAAUGAUUAAAAUUUGCAAGAAAUAAAAAAUUCAUGAAGAUGUUAUAUUAUUUUGAUUAUUAGAUAUUAAAGACAAUUAUAUUUUGUUUCCAAAAUCUUUU